CAAAAUGCUGUGUAAACUACAUGUAUCUACAGGAUGAGCAUAAAUGCAAGGAAUGCGAAGGGUUCUUCGGUGUUAACUGCAGUGAAGAGUGCCUUGCAGGCUAUUAUGGCAAACAGUGCCGAGAGAAAUGUAAUUGUGAUGUUAGUCAGUGUGACAGUGUCUUAGGAUGUCUCACAAAUAAAUCGGAAAAGUAUGACUUGAAGGGAAAUCAACGAACCAAGUUAGGAUCCUUUCUUCAUAUUACAAUACCAGCGUUACUUGCCACUGUUGUUUUAUUGGUUGGAUGUUUUGGAAUUAUCUAUAGAUGUACAAUUAUUUACGUACGUCAAGUUCCUGCUGCAGCCGACACCACAACAAGUAUGGAGAUUGAAGAGGAUGAUACCUCGAGUACAUACGCCUCCGUAAAUCGAUUGAGUAGAAGAGCAGUCAAAGUAACGGGUAUACAGCAGAACAGCAGGACACACGGCAAUACUUUGUUCAUUGAGGCAACAAACCAAGCACAUGCAGGAUCUCUAAAUCUAAGAACAGAUCAUUCUUUGUCUUAUAAAAGCAAACAGAAUGCCGAAGAUUUGAAUGACCCAUAUAGCACAUGUUUAGAGGUCGAGGAAUUGUAUGACGAUACUGCUUGUAGUGCUUUAUCAGGCCAAUAUGUACCACAAAGAGGACUUUCGUCAGAUUUCGAGGAUAGUUCUUCAGGCAAUAGUGACUUUCCGGACUACAAUGAUGUACUUCAAGAAAAUGAAAGACAUGAGCAUUAGACCAGGAAAGACAAUUCCACUUCAAAAUUCAGCCACGAUUCCAAAGGUUGAACUUUAGUCAAAUUUGUUUCUAGGACCAUUUGAGGACAUACAUUUGUUUUACCUGUAUUUGAAAACAAUGUUUCCAUUUCCCUA
Messenger RNA from Saccostrea cuccullata (small rock oyster), 893 nucleotides. RefSeq lists its product as uncharacterized. The transcript is spliced from 5 exons. The record is from RefSeq and is a predicted model, not a curated record. Lineage: Eukaryota; Metazoa; Mollusca; Bivalvia; Ostreida; Ostreidae. Bases 21 to 758 code for a protein of 245 amino acids.